Messenger RNA from Necator americanus (New World hookworm), 327 nucleotides. RefSeq lists its product as uncharacterized. The record is from RefSeq and is a predicted model, not a curated record. NCBI's taxonomy places the organism in Eukaryota, Metazoa, Nematoda, Chromadorea, Rhabditida, Ancylostomatidae. The transcript has 4 exons. The coding region runs from base 1 to 327 and encodes 108 amino acids.
AUGAGCGCCGUAGAGGAGAGAACUGCCGAGAAGAGGCCUUUGAACGAUAAGGAGGACAGUAACGAGGUCGCCGCCAAGGAGCCACGAAUUGAGAAUGGCAAGACGGAGGACGAGGUGCAAGUGAUAAAAGAGAAGUCAGUCAAAGACAUAGAGACAGUUGAUGGAGAUGAUGAAGAUGACGAUGAAGACGUCGACGAUGAGGAGGUGCACGACGAAUCAUCAGAAGGCGAAGGUGAUGGAUCAGAAGGCGAAGGCGAUGACGAUGAGGGUGACUCAGGCGAAGAGGAAGAUGGUGACGACGCCGAAGGCGGCGAGGAGAGUGAUUGA